GUUGACAUUUCAGUCUGUGGGGCUUGACAUGUGUAUGCUGGUUGAUGUUGCCAUCUUUCCAAUAAGGGUACUUUUUUGUAUAAGUAAUCUAGUUAAUUUCAUUGCAGGUAUCGCAUGUCUUACGCUUGGACUUUUUAUGGAAUUUGGCGUUGGCACUUAUAUAGACCAGAUUAAAAAUUCUUACUACAUAGUUGUGUAUAUUCCCAAAAUACUGAUCGGAUUAGGAGCAGUUCUAAUUCUAAUGACUUUAAUCGGUCCUUGUGGUGUAGUAACAGGAAACUCAAUGUGCUUGUCAGCUUACUUAUUUUUAAGUAGCGCCAUGCUAAUAGGACAGGUUGUGAUAGGAGCAUACGGCCUGAAGGAAUUUUCCGGGUCGACCUACGCGGGGCUUGGACACUUGGAGGAACUGCUGCUGUCUAAUAUUAAAGCGUAUUACAAUUCGCCAUUUCCUGUCCAAAGUGCGAUUGAUUAUUUACAGAAGAGCUUUGACUGUUGCGGGGUGAAGGGUAUAAGUGACUGGACCUCUCCCCCUCCUAGCUGCUGCGAAAAAUUUGAAUCAAAUACCUGUGAGAGCAAUAGGAGUAAGGGAUGUGGCAAAGAAAUAUACGACUACAUUCAAAGCAACAUGAGUUUGAUUUGGAAAGUUGUCUAUGGGAUAGCUGGGUUCCAGGCAUUUGGAAUUGUUACGACGUACGCUUUGCUCCUUAGACUAGGUUCAGAUUGAUCUAUUUCGUCGACAGAACUUCGGCCAACUAUCUCAUUUUAAUAAUUGCAAAUGUCAUAUUUUUGUCACUAAAAGUAUACCACAAUUAUAAUGUGCUUGCUCCUCAAAGCGGCCCUAGUGCCUGUAAGAUGCCUGUUUUGUGUAGCCACAAAGAUUUAUAUCGUGUUUUAUUUUUAAUAAUGGGACCAUACACUUUGCAUUCGUCGAGUACCUACGCGUCGACAAUUGCAGCAAGUGCCGAUGUAGCUGCACUGGUUCCAAAGGUACUAGCCGGUUUAGGAGCUGUUUUGAUUGUACUUGGAAUAUUAGGGCACUGCGGUAUCACUACCGGUUCGACAAUACUUUUAAACGCCUUCGUCCUAAUAAGCAUAACUGUUCUAUGUCUUCAAAUUGCAAUCGGUAUUCUGGCCAUGAGACAGUUUAGAUCGAUGGAUGAUGGGCUAGACGCAGUGAAUAAGGGCUUCCGUUCCUCUAUUAAACUGUAUGGCAAAUCGAAUACAGUAACGCGGUCAAUUGACCACACUCAGGAGAACUUACACUGUUGUGGAGCGGAGGGUAAAGGUGAUUGGGACCAACUCCCUAAAAGUUGCUGUCAAAAAUACGUGUCAGGUGAGUGUAAGGUCUAUUAUGAAAAUGGAUGUGGUAAAGCGUUGUUCACAUUCUUACAAUCCAAAAUGAGAACUUCGAGCGGAUUUGCGUACGGAGCAACAUUUUUUCAGCUCUUUGGUAUUGUCGCCGCGUACCUGUUUAUUAUUUCCGGUUAGCUUCAUUUGCGAACUGCUAUAGUGUUCCGUAAUAAGAGAAAUAAACUUACAACACAGAGAUAUUUAUUUCA
Messenger RNA from Photinus pyralis (common eastern firefly), 1559 nucleotides. RefSeq names its product CD63 antigen-like. NCBI's taxonomy places the organism in Eukaryota, Metazoa, Arthropoda, Insecta, Coleoptera, Lampyridae. Gene Ontology annotation, cellular component: membrane. The record is from RefSeq and is a predicted model, not a curated record. Bases 853 to 1488 code for a protein of 211 amino acids. The transcript has 9 exons.